Messenger RNA from Ahaetulla prasina, 5604 nucleotides. RefSeq names its product thrombospondin type 1 domain containing 4 (gene THSD4). Gene Ontology annotation, molecular function: metalloendopeptidase activity. The coding region runs from base 408 to 3506 and encodes 1032 amino acids. The transcript has 17 exons. Gene Ontology annotation, biological process: extracellular matrix organization. Gene Ontology annotation, cellular component: extracellular matrix. The record is from RefSeq and is a predicted model, not a curated record. NCBI's taxonomy places the organism in Eukaryota, Metazoa, Chordata, Lepidosauria, Squamata, Colubridae.
CCCACACGGCAGGCAGCAACCGACUAGCUGGACUCAGAAGUGCCGAGAGAAAGAAAGAAAGAAGGAAGGAAGGAAGGAAGUUCGCACGAGUCUGUAGGACCUGCCUUGAUCUCGGCUCGAGGGCAGCCCCCUUGGUCUCCCAUUGUCCAGAUGUGAUUCUUUGGGACUCCGAAGAAGUUUCAGAAAGUAGCAAGGUAAUAAAAGAAAAAAGAAAAAGAAAGGAGAAGAAAGGAGCUGGCUGCUUUUCCAGAGAUGACCCGCUAGGACUGAGGAUCUGGAAGGAUUUCCCCUCUUCAGUUGGCCUUCCACCAGUUUCCUCGGGAUUUUUCUAUAAUUUCUCCCCACAUUUCAACAAAUUGGCAACCAACCUUUGGCUUUCGGACACCUCAUUUUCAGAGUCAAGAAUUAUGCUAGACAAUUUUAAAGGGUCUUUGAGGAUUCUGAGUUCCCUAGUUGUGCUUGGAUUCCAGCUGGUCAUUCCACAGCCUUCCAUCGAUCACAGAAAGGUACCCCAAAGGAUAAAAGAUGGGAACGUUGCCCCAGAAGAAGAGAGUGGAGGAAUCCCCGGGGUUUGGGGCAGUUGGGGACCUUGGUCAGCUUGCUCCAGAAGCUGCAGCGGUGGAGUGAUGGUGCAGAUGCGUCCAUGUCUUCCAGGAUACUACUAUGACAGGACCUCUAACAAUCCUGGGCAGUAUGCUGCUUCGGGGAGGGCACUGGCUCAUCUCCAGCAACUGCCUCAAGAAGACUCCCUGCCUCCUUUCUCUGGUCACGUCAUCUCAGCCAUCCGGACAUCGGUGCCUCUUCACAGGAAUGAGGAACCAGCACGGGCUGCCCUCUCCUCCUCCUCUUCCUCCUCCUCCUCCUCUGGAGGACGCAAUGACAGCUAUUGGAGCAGAGCAACCUCAAGAGGGGCUCAGGUUUCUCAGUCCCGAAGACGUAGCCCCAAAUCUGAAAGAAGAGGCCGGAAGAAAAACACCAUUGGACCUGGGAAAUACGGCUAUGGAAAAGUUCCCUACAUCCUCCCGCUGCAGACGGACACGGGACAAUCGACGGCACAUAAGCCCAGAAAGCAACGUCAGUCCAUGCAACCUGCACCCAGCCAACAAGGGGCUGGUGAAAUCUCCACUUUUGCCCAUCCAGGGAGCCCUUCCCAUCAUCAUCCUGGAGGAACGUACCAAGGUGAUCUCCGGUCUUCUCCAGCCAGGACUCAGGUUGCAAGUAGCUCUUUCUAUCAACAGCCAGGGCCCCAUUUUCAAGCCUUCCCAGCAGCAUCUCAAAGCUUGUUCCAGGGCGGAGAACGAAGCAGGCAUCUCCCUGGAGCAUCUCAUCCACCCGUCCAAGGGCAGAUGUCCACUCAGCCGGCUGCCGCAAUUGUGUGCACUGGAGCCUACAAGCAGUAUCGGCUCUGCAAUACAAACGCCUGCCUUGAGAACAGAAACAUCAGAGAGGUCCAGUGCGCGUCAUACAACAACAAGCCAUUUAUGGGCCGAUUCUACGAGUGGGAGCCAUUUGCUGAAGUGAAGGGCACUCAGAAAUGUGAACUCAACUGCCGAGCUGUCGGCUACCGCUUCUACGUGAGACAGGCGGAGAAAGUUAUCGACGGGACACCAUGCGAUCAAAAUGGAACCUCCAUCUGCGUGUCGGGGCAAUGCAAGACUAUUGGCUGCGAUGACUACCUGGGUUCCGAUAAGGUGGUGGACAAAUGUGGAAUCUGUGGAGGGGACAACACAGCUUGCAGGGUGAUCUCAGGAGUCUUCAAGCACAGCCUGACCAACCUGGGCUACCACAAAAUAGUCGAAAUUCCAGAAGGGGCCACCAAAAUCAACAUCACUGAGAUGUCCAAGAGCAACAAUUACUUGGCAUUACGGAGUCGAUCAGGACGUGCUAUUAUCAAUGGGAAUUGGGCAAUUGAUCGACCUGGGAGAUAUGAGGGAGGAGGAACAAUGUUCAUCUAUAAACGACCCAACGAGAUCUCAAGUACUGCUGGGGAAUCCUUUUUAGCAGAUGGCCCAACCAAUGAAAUCUUGGAUGUCUAUAUGAUUCAUCAACAGCCCAAUCCAGGUAUACAUUAUGAGUACAUUAUUCCAGGUCCCAACACCAUCAGUUCCCAGGUGCCUCUUCACAGACGGCCAGGGGAGCCAUUCAAUGGCCAACUGGAUGUGACAGAAACCGUGAAUUAUGAGGAGGAAGAUUUGCAUCAGGAGACAAGCAGUCACCCGAGACAACCAGGGAUGAGUCAGCCCGGAAGAUUUCCUUCCCAAGUUCCAGACAACCAAGUCCCUGUUGGUCAGCCUCCGAGACGCAGCCGGGAACAUAACUGGAAGCAAAUUGGAAUGACUGAAUGCAGCGCGACUUGCGGGAAAGGGGCGCAAUACCCCAUCUUCCGCUGCGUGCACAGAAACACUCACGAGGAGGUGGCUGACAGCUCCUGUGACGUCAACUCCAAGCCCACCCCUGAGGAAGAACCUUGCAAUCUUUUCCCUUGCCCAGCCUUCUGGGAUUUAGGAGAGUGGUCCGAGUGUAGCAAAUCCUGCGGCCUGGGGAUGCAGCACCGCCAAGUUCUCUGCCGGCAAGUCUAUGCCAACCGCAGCUUAACGGUUCAGCUGCACCGAUGCCAACACUUGGAGAAACCAGAGAGGACAAGUACGUGCCAACUGAAGAUCUGCAGUGAAUGGCAAAUUCGGACAGAAUGGACAUCGUGUUCGGUUCCAUGUGGAGUUGGCCAGAGGACACGGGAUGUAAAAUGUGUCAGCAACCUUGGAGAUGUCGUUGAUGAUGAGGAAUGUAACAUGAAGCUACGGCCAAAUGACAUUGAGAAUUGUGAUAUGGGGCCCUGUGCCAAGAGCUGGUUCCUUACGGAAUGGAGUGAUCGGUGCUCGGCAGAAUGUGGUUCCGGCGUCCGAACCCGUUCCGUGGUCUGCAUGACAAACCACAUCAGCAGUUUGCCCCUGGAGGGUUGCGGGCACAACAGACCCACGGAAAGCACCCCCUGUGACAACGGGCCUUGCCUGGGGAAAGUCGAGUGGUUUGCUGGCAGCUGGAGUCAGGUACCUUUAAUGCAUGGAUGCGAUGUAUUUCUGGAUCCUUCUUUAGCUGGAGGGGGUGCGAUGGCUCAGAGGUUAAAGACACUGAACUUGUCAGCUGGAAAGCUGACAGCCCUGGUUAGACAGAGAGAUCUUCCAACCUCACCACAAUUCUUUUGUUCCUUGGUUUUGCAGUGUUCCAAGUCCUGCGAAGGGGGCUUCCGAAUCCGGGAGGUGCGAUGCCUGUCAGAUGACAUGUCCCCCAGUACCAAAUGUGACUCCCAGCUGAAGCCGGUGGAGAAGGAGUCCUGCAACACCCAGGACUGCGUCCCUGAAAUAGAUGAAAAUUGCAAGGAUAACUACUACAACUGCAACGUUGUGGUUCAAGCCCGCCUCUGCGUCUACACCUAUUACAAGACAGCCUGCUGCGUGUCCUGUUCCAGAGUGGCAAAUCGGCAGUCGGGCUUUUUAGGGAGAAGAUAACAGCUGCUCUGUCCUGGGCUUCGGAUCUGUGCCUCAGUUCUCCCAAGCUGCUUUCACAACACUUCUACCUUCCCAAGAGUGGUUCUUUUUUCUCAUAAUGAUGGAAGGAGCGAUGGAAGCACCUCUGGGGGAUACCACUAACACACACUGUAAUAAAAAUUUUGGGGAAACCCAUGCUGUAACGCUGGACCUUCAAAGCUUUAGGCAUGAGGAUACACACUGAUGGAUGGAUGGAUUUAUUAUGUGCCAUCAAGUUACUGAUGUCUCUUAGCAACCUCAUAGAUUUUCUCCAUGUCAAUCUGUUGUCCCUAACCUGGUCUUUCAGCGCUUCAGGAUGCGUGUCAAUAGAGGUAGUCUUCAAACUUACAACCAGAAUCGGGACCAGAAUGUCCAUCGUAAAUCAUUGCGGUUGUAAAUUGACUGUAGAAGGCACAGGGUCUGAUUGAACAUCUGGCAGUUCUAGAACGAAGUGGGAGAGAUCUUUGCAUUGUCACUUUUGAUGAAGCUCAUCUGAUUGGGUGCUGCCCUGGGCAAAGUGACUUGACCAUUAGUGGUUGACUUUGUUAGAGGUUUUGUCUAAGCAAGACUACCUGGCAUCUCACAGUCUCUUUGAAGGCAAGGAUAGAUAUGAAAAAUGUCAUCGAAACAACUCCUCAUUGACUUGACUUGAGUUAAAUUGACCUACCCAACUUAUGUUCUCUUUGACUUACAAAAAGGCAGCUUCAAGGAGGGCUGUGCAGAGGAGGAAUGGGUUAUAUUUUUUUGUAGAAAUGGAUUCCUUACUCUUCUCUCCCCACAAAUCUUGCAGAAUGGCCUGGGUUUUUUCCCAAUCACUUGAAUUGUCUUCUUGUAAACAAUCAAGUUGUUUCAGUCUUCUUUUUCAGGUUCAUCACAUUCCUUUCUUCAGCUAUGGAGCAAGUUGAAGGAACCCGUGUUUACUGUCUCCAUGUUUCAUUUGUAGGACCGUUCCACAAGACCUCCCUCUGGGCUAAGAACUUUUUCUGUGUCCUAUCAUUUUCAUUCCCUGUUCUUGGAGAUAUGGAGAACAAGCUUCCUUAAGUUUAACUAUGUUUAUGUCACCGAGGCGAUUGCUUUUGAUUUCCAAUCAAGGCAUUGAAGGAUGAGAAUCGGUCAGGGUAGGCCUCCUGCAUCAUCCUUCAGUUCUUGGAUGGAAAUAGAUAUCUCAAGGACGUGUCUUGUUCACUUCGAAGAGAAGAAAGAAUUAGGAACUCAGAUUUCAUAUCUGAUGAUGAUUUUAGUUCAAGAAGAGAAGGUUCAUUCCAUCUUGUUCCCUCUAUUCAGUUUUAGCUCAGAUCCCCGUUGGCUUUGCAAUAAACAAGAUCAGCUCGUGGUUUGGAGAAAAUUAGCUUUGUUUAUGCCAGGUCCAUACAAAAGUAGAGAGAUUUCUCGUCUCUGUUCAACAGAGGCAUGAAAACGAAGCCAGAUUUAGGCAACUGGCAGAAUGAGGCCCCGCCUCCCCUUCCCUGUGCCAACUAACCUAAAAUUAACCCCACCUGGCAACAUAAAGAAGGAUAUACUUUUUUUAUAACUUAUUUUUUUAUAUUUGUAAAUACAAGAUGUUUAUAGGAAAGUAUGUAUUCUAAACGAUGUCUAUGCAGAUCAAGCCACUACAGCAAAAUAGUUCUAUUAUUUAGAAAGCGAUAUUUUUUUGUGGUGUAUUUUUAACAAACAAACGAACAAAAAAAAAGGGACUAAAAUUGUAUUUAUUUAUAUAUUCCACUGCCAUGUUUGUCCAGUUUUUUUGGUAAUACUAAUCAGCUUUUAGUCUGGAAAUUUUAUACCAUGUCGAAUAUAUCAGUAUCAUACUUAAAUCCAUAUUUAAUGGGUAUUUUUAAAAAAAAUCCAUGGUUAAUCAUCCAUUUUUACAAAUGGCUUCUUGUGUUAAAAAGUGAGAGAUGUAUAAGUUAAAAGGACCUCUAGACUAGUUCAGGAUUUAUAUUCUCAGCAAUCCACCUGGACUGCAUCUGUACAGCAUACUUUAAUAUUUGUAUACAUAUUCGCCAAUGAGGAAAAAAAAGAUAUUUUUGCUUAUGACUAAUUUAUUUUUUAUUAUUGUGAAAAAAUAAUAAAGAAAUUA